AUCAAGCUAUUUACAUCUGGGUUUUUCAAAUUUUGGGGCUAUGGAGCUAGAAAAUAUAGUAGCAAAUACUGUAUAUCUUAAGGCCAGAGAAAGUGAAAUGUCGAAAAAGGGUGGGAGAAGCAAAAAAUGGAAGAAAAUGCUGGAGUUACCACCCGUUAAAACUAUCGGCCAUAUCAAAGAAGAAAUACCCCUCACCCUAGACUACAUCUACAAUAAACAGCCUAUAGGCAAGAUAUUGUUCCGGCAAUUUUGUAAAGUCGAUCAAGUGACGAACAUCAAUGAUCCAGCCGAAACAGCCAACACAACGACGGGUGAUCCUAGAACGAGAUACGUUAAGUUUUUAGACUCUAAGGAUGAGUUCGAUUUAGCUAACAUCGAGGACAAAUACUCGUUGGGCCUGAAAAUUCUCGGCAAAUACCUUGUGAUUUCGUCUUCUGAUUACGUCUUCAAAACUGAAAACGGCUUAAACCCAGUCCAAAACGAUCCUCCAAAGGAGCCGGUCCUUGAAAAUAUGGAAUCCCUUAAAGAAUUGACGUCGGAUCAAAUCGUGCAAUUGCUUAAUCACGGCUCUAAACUAGUAUUCGAACGCUUAUCACUGGCCCCGUUCCAUCAAUUUCUAUUGAGCAAAUAUUUUGAGCGAUAUCUGCAAUUUAAAUAUCUCGAAAAGCGCCCAGUAGAACUCGCAGAUUUUCGUAUGUUUAGAGUGUUGGGCAAAGGUGGCUUCGGGGAAGUGAACGCGUGUCAACACAGAUCUACGGGUAAAAUGUACGCUUGCAAAACCAUGCUCAAAAAAAGGAUAAAGAAAAAGCACGCUCAACGCAUGACACUUGACGAGAAAAUGAUACUGCAAAAGAUCGAUUCUAGAUUUGUGGUUAGUCUAGCAUACGCUUUUCAAGCUAAAGAUGCCCUCUGCCUAAUCCUCAGCCUUAUGAACGGUGGCGAUCUUAAGUUUCAUUUACAAACCAUGAUAGAGGUCAGAAGCUCUCAAAGUUUUUUACAGUCUAUGGGGGAAAAGCUGACUCCUGUCACAAAUCAUGAUAAUGGCUUGGACAAAAAUAUGCUGAACCCAGAGGACGCUCUAGCUACACCGGAACGUCGUUCUUUAUCUUCCCUAAAUUCUUUGCGUAAAAAUUCCGUUAUGAGCUCCAUCUCUUCCUUCUUAAACCCUUCAUCCCGGCAUAGUUCCCUUCCUUCCAAUGCCACCAAAAAUGAUCAAGUUGUCAAAGAAAACCACAAAGAAGGAAAAUUAAACUCUAAAAAAUCAAACGAAUCUGUACCCAAAUCCGGAAAAUCUUCCACCAUAUCUAAGAAUAGGGCUAACUAUACAUUUCCCGGCCCGGGGGGCUUUGAUUUGGAUCGGGCAAGGUUCUAUGCCGCCGAAAUUGCUUCCGGACUUAUUCAUAUGCACAAAAACGGCAUUUUGUACAGAGAUCUCAAACCAGAAAAUAUCCUUUUGGACCACGAAGGUCACUUGCGGAUAUCGGACCUAGGAUUGGCCGUUCAUUCUAGCCCAGAUCUCCCUGUCAAGGGUAAAGUGGGCACUGUGGGUUAUAUGGCCCCGGAAAUAUUGCUCGAUCAGGAAUAUUCAUUUCCCGUUGAUUGGUGGAGUAUGGGAUGCCUGGUAUACGAAAUGAUAGAUGGAAAGUCCCCAUUUAGAGGUUACAAGGAAAAGGCGAACAAGUCUGAAAUCAAUAAACGCAGCAUCAGAGACCUCGAAAUAUAUUUUAGCCACAGAUUUGAUCCGGAAUCUAAAGAUAUAUGCCAAAAGCUAUUGAAUAAAGCUCCGGAAUCCAGACUUGGAUCUAAAGAUGAAACUGAAGAAAUUAUUAGCCACCCAUUUUUCGCUUCACAUCUUAAUAUGGCUAAAUUACAAGCCGGAAAAAUUACGCCUGACUUUGUGCCUGAUCCAAGAGCCGUAUACUGUAAAGAUAUUUUGGAUAUAGACCAAUUCUCCUCCGUUAAAGGUAUAACUUUCGACGAAAAUGACGCGCAAUUCUAUAAAAAAUUUGACACCGGUGCUGUAUCAGGUCCUUGGCAAGAAGAAAUGAUAGAAACGCAAUGUUUCCAAGAACUCAACAUAUAUAGCACCAAAAAUCCCGAAUCAGCCGACCUCAAUUCAUCCGACGAGGAAAUCUACAACGGCAAACGAUGGUCGAAACGAAGCAAAAUCGGAAAUCGGGCCUUUCUGAGUCGAAUUUUUAGUCGUCACAAUAGAAAGCUUACCGUAUCCAAUAAUAAUCCUCCAAAAAACUCUGCCCUUAAUAAUACGAACAAUGCAAGUACUACGAUCGGUCACAGUGAUGGCAAUAGAGUAUUCUGGAACAAAUUCUUUAAAUUUAAUAUUUGUGCUGAUGAAAGCUAAUGUCCACAAUUUAUUUCUUGGUAAUCACUCAGGGUAUUGUUGUUUCCAAUGAAGACAUAAAAAACAUGAAGCAUCUAUGCAUCUUCAACAAUAUAAUAUUAUAUAUAGAAUAUGAUAUCACAAAUCUGUAUAUUUUUGUAUAUCCACUUUUUUUAUACCUAAAACCUUACAUGAACUCUCAAAUAUUAUACG
Messenger RNA from Gordionus sp. m RMFG-2023, 2554 nucleotides. RefSeq names its product G protein-coupled receptor kinase 5-like. The record is from RefSeq and is a predicted model, not a curated record. Gene Ontology annotation, molecular function: protein kinase activity; ATP binding. The transcript has 16 exons. Gene Ontology annotation, cellular component: cytoplasm. NCBI's taxonomy places the organism in Eukaryota, Metazoa, Nematomorpha, Gordioida, Chordodea, Parachordodidae. Gene Ontology annotation, biological process: protein phosphorylation; regulation of signal transduction. The coding region runs from base 41 to 2362 and encodes 773 amino acids.